Molecule: messenger RNA, 3690 nt
Organism: Megalopta genalis
Lineage: Eukaryota; Metazoa; Arthropoda; Insecta; Hymenoptera; Halictidae
Gene: aln
Product: divergent protein kinase domain 1C
Source: RefSeq, a predicted model, not a curated record
GCGUCGCGACGCUGGCAUGUGCCGCAGAUUAUGCCGCAUUGGCACAACCGUACGACACCGGUCGGUCGUUGAAGUUAUUCGAACCGUUUUCUCGCGAGUCGAACCGAACGGGUCGGUCGGAAUAGAGUUGAAAACGAGAUGCCACGAUGCGCCGCCGCGGAAGAAGAUGACGACCAGCUGAUCGUUGAGCGAGACGAGCCGCUGUGUUGCAUCCGAAACGGAUUAGUGUGAAAGAACAAGAAUAUUAUUCGCUUACUAGAGUAGAGGACCAGUGCCCGCAGGAUCAUGAACGUCCGACGACUGCCCGGUUUCAUGUACCACUACAAAGUGGUCACUUUGUUCGUGUUCUCGGUGUCUCUUCUGGUCGUCUACUUGCUACUGCACUGGGGUAUUAUGUGCACGAAUCUCGAAGCCUGGCGGCACGUAUCCAACGUGUGCAGCACGCACAGAAAGGGAGCUGCAAUAGGAAUUCUAUGCGACCCGCUAUGUGCAGAAAGGGGUAUUCAUUCGCUGGCGUGCGAAGCGCUGCAUGCUGGCAAAGAAGCAGUUUUCUCUGCACACUGGGAAGCAACGCGACUAGUAUUCAAAGCCUCAAGAACGAAGACCACGGUUGAGCAGUACGAGUCGCUCUACUGGACGGACUCGACCGGCACCAAACGCUACCCGUCCGAGGAGGACUUCGGCCACAUGAUCAAAGAUCUAGUCGUUAGCAAACUGAACGUGAUGCCGUCGGGACAUCAAUUGGAGAGGCUGACGCGGCUCCGCACGCACCGUGUGGAGAGCGAGCUGACCAGGCGGCAGCUGGAGAUGGAGAAUCUUUGGCCGUUGCUGCAGGAGAACGAGUACCUGAUGAGCAUCCUCUUCGAGGACAGGGACAUUUUUCCGCAGCUGAUUGGCACGUGCGGCACAUUCUACGCGGUCGAAUACGUUCGACCGAUCGAAACACCCACGACAGUACUAGCCCUGUCGGACUCGAAACCGGAAUGGGCGAAGAGACUGAAACUAGCCGUGAUGAUCAUAGACCUGCUCGAGGAACUCGACACCAACUUCCCCGAGCCGAUCCAUCUCUGCGACGUCAAGAUAAACCACUUCGGUUUGCCCCUAGGCGGACAGAAACUCAAGUUUCUCGACCUGGACGCAGCGUUUCCUAAAACGAUCAUCAGCCGCAUCAUGGCUGACAGGAAGAGCUGCAAGAGGCACGAGGACUGCGACUACUUCGACUGCAGGUCCGUCUGCUCGAAGGACAAACGCUGCGAGUCGCCAGUCAUGAACAAUAAUUUGCAGAUUGUAUGCGAGAAAAUAUUUCUCGGUUGGACUCUCUCUGGGACUAUCAUAAUACCCGGACUACUUAUGUCAGAGCACACCACCAGCACACUGGCAGUAAUGUUGCGGCAAUGUGCGAACCCGGCCGCUGACGUUGGGUACUUGCCUCGCGCUGCUGUGCCAGAAAGCUUGAAAACACGGCUGUACAAUAUGCUACACGAAAUGGAACAAGAAGUCGCAGCUUCCGUGUAGAUAUUAUUUCGGAUUUUUUAAUGCGAAACUAGCGAUCAGUGGUUGGCGACUAUUUUAUAAGUCAUGUUCAUGAUCUUUUCACAUAGAGUCGCUCGUAAAAGAAUUCGUAUAAACCUUUUUCAAAUUGGACUGAAUAACUUGGAUUUUCUUAAGAUGGUAAAAGUAGAGAUGCGGCUAUAUCGAUUAUCGAUAAAAUUAUUGAUAUUAUCGAUGUAUCUUAACUAUAUCGUACAUUUUCAAUUUACUAUACUGUUUACAGAUUGUUUAUUCAAUCAAAUCUAAGUCUUCGGACAUUAAGAUUAAUAUAAUAAACAAGUCAACAGUUUAACAAUUUUAAGAGUGAAAUAUUUUUAAUAAAUAUUAUUAAUAGGAGGAUGCUAUGAAAAACUUUUUUUUAAAUGUAACUCGACAUUAAGACUGCUUAACGAAAAAGUUGCUAACGAAAAUAAAACGACGUAAGGGUGUAAUGAGAAGGGCCAAGUUCUGCACUCAUUUAGGAAAACGUAAAAAGUUUAAUCGCGAGCCACUGAUAAUGAAAGUUUCGUCUAGAGUGGCCUCUAAAUUCUAAUAUGUAAGCAGACCAUGUAGAAUAUCUCAUUUUAAUUAAUAUAUGGAUACACGUAUUUAUUAAUAACGUCACUGAUAAAUACUUCCAUGAAAAGUCAAUGCGUCGUACUUAUGCAAAUUAAUAAAUUACUUUAUAAUAAAUUAUUUUUGAUAAGUUAGAAAUAUUUAUUAAUGUUAAUCAAUGUUGUGGGUAUAAUUAUAAGUUAGAGAUACGAUACUGUUUGCAAAGUUAUUUACAUUAGAUAGUUUCAUUCAAAUAAUUAUGAUUAAGUAAAGACACGACUGUGUGUGUAUCCGUAUAUCGAUUAAAAUGAGUCGCCGACAUAAGUAGAUGAAUUUCUCAUAGUUACAAAGUUGUUCCUAUGAGAAGAAUCGAAUCCUAGAGCUUGUUACCCCGGCCUUGCAAAAUACUUUGCAUUAAGUUUCAAGGUUAGUGUACACAACAUAUAAAGUACCUCGGCUCAGCAGAGGGUAAGAAAGAUUUUUAUAGUUUCGAAGAAAGGAACAAUCUUUGUACCUUAACAGUGUAAGCAAAUAAGUGACCAUUAGAGGCUAGUGAUAGCAAUAAGGGAAAAUAUUAUAACAUCAAUUAUUACCAACAUCGAGCACAAACAUAAACUACUUUCACUUAAUAGCAGCCUUAUUACCGAGUAAUUUAAAUCUACUUGAUACGCUUAUAUAGGAGCCAAAGUACAAGAAUAUUAUUACUUUUAAUAUGUAUAUUGCCGCACGGCUUAAAGCACUUAAGGCGGGGGGAGAGCACCUUAAGGUAACAAACACGUCAAAUAUUACAAUUUUUUCAGAGAUGAAUGCAAAACGAGAAAGUCGAAUUCUUUUUUGGCAUAAACGCGUUAGCUGUUUGUGUUUUCAUUUUUUAAGUCAAAAUGUUACGAAAUGACGUAAUUAUCUUUUUCCAUAGCUUACUGUUGGUAAUAUCGAUUGAACUGACCAAAGUUUGAUAAGCGAUGAAAAAAAAAUGUCUAACGGACAUAUAUUAUGUACUUAAUAGACAUAUGUAUACCAUGUAUGAAUUUUCAAAAGUUUCAAUUAUUACAGAAAUGGCAACCGAUUGAAAUGCGAACACUUGUGUUUACUAAAAAAGAAUCAUCUUUCAAUGUUUAUAAAAAUUAAUUGAAUAGGAUGCUGAAAAAAUUGUACGGUACGUUGGCGAAUACUUUCUACGGAAUAUUUUCUCCAAACAACAAAGUCAGGAGAUUUUGUUUUGCUAUAAUUUUGUUAAAUGUCAGAAUUUUUAAACACAAUGCUCUGCAGACCUUCAGAAAACGAAAUAAAAGAUUCAGUUGUCUCGAACCAUUAAAGUGGCCUACCCCCCUCAAGAAUAAUAUUAAUAUUAAAAUAUCGAUUUAGCUCAGUAGAAUUAAGAAAUUUUAAUGUGUUACGUUGAUAUCGAUCAAUUUUGGAUUGUGGAGACUUGGACUUUCAAGUUUAUUGAAUAUUCAAUACUGCAUUUAAUAAAACAUUUUUGACAGAAAUUGAUCGUUCCGCAUUUUUAUGUACAUAUAUAUAUGUACACAUAUUGUUUGUGAUCUUAUAGACCAAAAUAUUUAUACAUCUAAUUUUCAAAAAUAAAAAAUACAUGCCUUAAAA